This is a messenger RNA of Pieris macdunnoughi, 468 nucleotides long. NCBI's taxonomy places the organism in Eukaryota, Metazoa, Arthropoda, Insecta, Lepidoptera, Pieridae. The record is from the annotation of a GenBank genome assembly.
AUGGCCUUAAAACCCUGUGAUUUUGGGGACGAUGAAGAAGGCCGGGAACUUGAAAAAUCCAGAAAAGAAUACGUACAAGUGCUGCGUGAUUUAAGAAAACAACACCCUGAAGAGGAUAUAGAAACGGUCGAGCGCAUGGCACUAGAAACAUUAAUGGCAAAAGGGCCAAAAUCUCGUGCAUUUUACAGGGUGGCAGCUACGCGUAAAAUGACUGGUGGUGAAUCAGAAGUCCCAGAUAAUGUUGUCCGGAAGUUAAUGUCACCAAGGCAACAAGUAUUUAUGGAAUUAUUACAGACUGAGUCGAACUAUGUUGGAAUACUACAAACAAUUGUCGCAAUGUUCAAACAACCGCUUGAAGAAAUGGCAGAGGAAGAUACGAAUAAUGGCAAAAACCAGGCAUUGCUGAACAACACGGAACUCAAGAUUAUAUUUGGGAGCUUACCACCGAUAUUUGAAUUACAUCAGUAA